Messenger RNA from Odobenus rosmarus divergens (Pacific walrus), 2072 nucleotides. RefSeq names its product estrogen receptor 2 (ER beta) (gene ESR2). The record is from RefSeq and is a predicted model, not a curated record. Bases 50 to 1699 code for a protein of 549 amino acids. Gene Ontology annotation, biological process: estrogen receptor signaling pathway; cellular response to estradiol stimulus; regulation of DNA-templated transcription. Lineage: Eukaryota; Metazoa; Chordata; Mammalia; Carnivora; Odobenidae. Gene Ontology annotation, cellular component: nucleus. The transcript has 8 exons. Gene Ontology annotation, molecular function: zinc ion binding; sequence-specific DNA binding; nuclear receptor activity.
UGUUUUUCUCUACAGCCAUCAUACCUGCCCAUGAGUCUUUGAGAACAUAAUGUCCCUUUGUGCCUCUUCUCACAAAGAGUUUCCUCAGCUGUUACCUGUUCAAGACAUGGAUAUCAAAAACUCACCAUCUAGCCUUAACUCUCCGGCUUCCUACAACUGCAGUCAAUCUGUCCUACCCGUGGAGCACGGCCCCAUAUAUAUACCUUCCUCCUAUGUAGAGAGCCACCAUGAAUAUUCCACCAUGACGUUCUAUAACCCUGCUGUGAUGAAUUACAGUAUUCCCAGCAGUGCCAAUAACUCAGAAGGUGGACCCGGUCGACAGACCACAAGCCCAAAUGUGUUGUGGCCAACUCCUGGACACCUCUCUCCCUUAGCGAUCCAUUGCCAGUCGUCACUUCUGUAUGCAGAACCUCAAAAGAGUCCUUGGUGUGAAGCAAGAUCACUAGAACCCACCUUACCUGUAAACAGAGAGACACUGAAAAGGAAAGUUAGUGGGAGCAGUUGUGCCAGCCCUGUUACUAGUCCAAGUUCAAAGAGGGAUGCUCACUUCUGUGCGGUCUGCAGCGAUUACGCAUCUGGAUAUCACUAUGGAGUCUGGUCUUGUGAAGGAUGUAAGGCCUUUUUUAAGAGAAGCAUUCAAGGACAUAAUGAUUACAUUUGCCCAGCUACAAAUCAGUGUACGAUAGAUAAGAAUCGGCGCAAAAGCUGCCAGGCCUGCCGACUUCGGAAGUGCUAUGAAGUGGGGAUGGUGAAGUGCGGCACCCGGAGAGAAAGGUGUGGGUACCGUGUUAUGCGAAGGCAGAAAAGUUCAGAUGAACAGCGGCACUGCCUGAGCAAAGCCAAGAAAAAUGGUGGACACGUGACCCGAGUGAAGGAGCUGCUGCUGAGCGCCCUGAGCCCAGAGCAGCUGGUGCUCACGCUACUGGAGGCGGAGCCGCCCCACGUGCUCGUGAGCCGCCCCAGCACGCCCUUCACCGAGGCCUCCAUGAUGAUGUCCCUGACCAAGCUGGCCGACAAGGAGCUGGUGCACAUGAUUGGCUGGGCCAAGAAAAUUCCAGGCUUUGUGGAGCUCAGUCUCUAUGACCAAGUGCGCCUCUUGGAGAGCUGCUGGAUGGAGGUGCUGAUGGUGGGGCUGAUGUGGCGUUCCAUUGAUCACCCGGGCAAGCUCAUCUUUGCUCCAGACCUCGUUCUGGACAGGGAUGAGGGGAAAUGCGUAGAAGGAAUUCUGGAAAUCUUCGACAUGCUCUUGGCAACAACUUCAAGGUUCCGUGAGUUAAAACUCCAACACAAAGAGUAUCUCUGUGUCAAGGCCAUGGUCCUCCUCAACUCCAGUAUGUACCCUUUAGCUGCGGCAACCCAGGAGGCUGAGAGCAGCCGGAAGCUGACUCACUUGCUGAACGCAGUGACCGACGCCCUGGUCUGGGUGAUUGCCAAGAGCGGGAUUCCCUCCCAGCAGCAGCCGGUGCGCCUGGCUAACCUCCUGAUGCUCCUUUCUCACGUUAGACAUGCCAGUAACAAGGGCAUGGAACACCUGCUUAACAUGAAAUGCAAGAACGUGGUCCCAGUCUACGACCUGCUGCUGGAGAUGCUGAAUGCGCACACGCUUCGCGGGCACAAGUCCUUGCUCACCGGGUCCGAGUGCAGCCCAGCAGAGGAGAGUAAGCGCAGGGAGGGCUCCCAGAAGCCCCCGUCUCAGUGAUGCCCAGUCCAAGGCGAAGAGGCCACAGAGGAGGUCAGAGGCUGCAGUGUGAACUCCAGUGCAAACCGUGAGCUCCAUCCGGGAGUGGGCAGGCUUCACCGUCUUGCUCGUGUGUGGUCCCUCAUUUGGUUAUGGCAGGCCCGGUCGUGUACCGUCCUUCACCUGACCUCCCCACUUCCCAGGAGUCAGGGUGAGAAAGCUGCAGUGUUCCUUGGUACCAGGGGGCAUGUUCGAACGUGGACUUUACCUCUUACUCGGCCUCAUAGGAUCUCAGUGUGGUCCCUUUCUUACUUUCCAUCUCCCUUCCACCCCUCUGGAAAACAUGUUAAAGGUUUGGGAAUGAAUGGUGGGAAUCCACUGUGGAAGGUUUGUA